AUGUCACGGCUGUUGAAGCACUACGGCUCGUGCAAGACGGCCUUCUUCUGCUGCGACAUCCAAGAGAAGUUUAUGGGGCGUGUGGCAAACUCCGCCAACUGUGUUUUCGUUGCCAACCGCUUUGCUGGACUCCACACUGCCUUGGGCACUGCACACAGCGUGUACGUUGUGACGGAGCAGUACCCGAAGGGUCUCGGAGCGACGUCCGCAGACAUUCGGCUCCCUCCUGACGCGCACGUCUUCUCCAAGAAACGGUUCGCAAUGCUGGUGCCGGAAGUGAUGCCACUUGUCGACCUGCCGGAGGUGGAGCAGGUCGUGUUGUGGGGCUUCGAGACGCACGUGUGUGUGCUGCAGACUGCCGCGGCGCUCCUGGACAUGAAGAAGAAAGUCGUCAUCGCGGUGGACGGCUGCGGCAGCCAGUCGCAGGGCGAUCAUUGCACCGCCAUUCAGUUGAUGCAGUCGUGGUCAGGCGAUGGGUGCUACGUGUCCACGUCGGAGUCGAUCCUGAUGCAGCUCCUGAAGGACGCUUCGGAUCCGGUAUUUAAGACCGUCGCGCCUCUCAUGAAGCAGACGCACCCGAUCCGCAUCUGA
This is a messenger RNA of Trypanosoma cruzi, 591 nucleotides long. Its product is annotated as ribonuclease mar1, putative. NCBI's taxonomy places the organism in Eukaryota, Euglenozoa, Kinetoplastea, Trypanosomatida, Trypanosomatidae. The record is from RefSeq and is a predicted model, not a curated record. The coding region runs from base 1 to 591 and encodes 196 amino acids. The transcript has a single exon.